AUCGACUAAGAUUUCUUUCUUAUAAAAUUGUUGAAACUAAAGGGGUUGGAACCUCUCUUCUUAUUCCAGCCCUUUCUUAAUAAUUUUUUUUUGUUGGUCACAACUCCAUUUCUUUCUUAUUCGAAAAUAUAGAAUCUAAGGGCUAUUUUUUUUUUCCUUUUAUUAUCUUUUUCAAAAUCCUGAUCGAGUAAUACUUUCAGAUUUUUAUUAACUUUUAUAAAUUCUUUCAAAUCUUCAUAGAAUUGAAUGCCCCUAGAUUUUAUAUAUGAAUUCUUAUUAACUUUUAUAAACCUUUUUGAAUUUUUAUUAACUUUUAUAAACCUUUUUGAUCUUUUAAAUGAGUAUCUCUAGAUUUUUUUAUAGUGUCAUUUAAAAUCCUAGAUUUUCAAAACGCUUUUAAUUUUUUUAUAAAUUCAUUCGAUCCGGUAUUAAAAGUGUGCGAACAAUAAAAGAAAAUGAGAUGUGUGUAGAUAACACACUUUUAAUUUUGAAUAUUUGCCGGUAUAAAUAAAGAACCAAUACCACCAAUUUCAUUCCCUCAACCCUUGUCAUUGGCUUUCAUAGCGAUUGCUUGACUGUUGAACACAACAAACACCUUCACGUUAAUCCCCCCCCCCCUCUCUCUCUCUCUCUCUCUCUCUCUCUCUCUCUCUCUACAUUUCUCGAUUGAAGAAACCCAAUUGGAUUCAGGCGUUUAAUUUCCUGUGAUGGAAAAUCAGCAGCAGAUUGCAAAGGAAUCGAGAUUCAGGCGUAUCUGCGUUUUCUGUGGCAGCAGUGCUGGCAAGAACCCGAGCUACCAGCUUGCUGCCGUUCAACUCGGCAAAGAAUUGGUUGAAAAACACAUUGACUUGGUUUAUGGAGGAGGAAGCAUUGGGUUGAUGGGUCAGAUCUCUCAAGUUGUCUAUGAUGGCGGCCGCCACGUGUUGGGAGUAAUUCCCACAACCCUCAUGCCAAGAGAGAUCACAGGAGAGUCAGUGGGAGAAAUAAGAGCUGUAUCAAGCAUGCAUCAACGCAAAGCAGAAAUGGCUCGCCAAGCUGAUGCAUUCAUUGCCUUGCCAGGUGGCUAUGGGACCUUGGAAGAACUGUUGGAAAUGAUCACUUGGGCACAGUUGGGAAUCCAUGAUAAGCCGGUGGGGUUGUUAAAUGUGGAUGGAUACUACAACUCACUGCUAUCGUUCAUAGACAAGGCUGUGGACGAAGGUUUCAUUGACCUUGCAGCUCGUCAUAUUAUUGUCUCUGCCGAAACUCCCUGCGAACUCAUGUGCAAACUAGAGGAAUAUGCUCCAGAGCAUUCCGGGCUGAGUUGGGAGAUGGAGCAACAACUGGAAUACAAGGCAAAGUCAGACAUUGCACGUUGACCAGAACAGGAUCUAUCAUAUCGUCGUGGAGGAUUAAUGACCGUUAGAUUAAUUCACCGAUUUAAUUUCUGAAAAAUACACAGAAUUAUGUAAAAGCUGUCAACCAUUGGUAGAUGUGAGCUCCAAUAGAAAAGUGCCAACAACACAGUUGUUUUACAUACCUGUGGAUCAUGCUUUUGGAUUUCAUUUUUUCUUUUUCUUUUUUAAUAAUUUUUUUGAGAAUUAUUUAUUAUUUAUGCUAAUUAGAGUCUGACCUGGGUCACAAUACCUGCGAUUUGAUCACUAGGUCUUCA
Molecule: messenger RNA, 1651 nt
Organism: Malus domestica (apple)
Lineage: Eukaryota; Viridiplantae; Streptophyta; Magnoliopsida; Rosales; Rosaceae
Product: cytokinin riboside 5'-monophosphate phosphoribohydrolase LOG1-like
Biological process (GO): cytokinin biosynthetic process
Cellular component (GO): cytosol
Molecular function (GO): hydrolase activity, hydrolyzing N-glycosyl compounds
Source: RefSeq, a predicted model, not a curated record